GUAAGCGCUGACCAAGAUGGCGGCCACCACAACACAGGGUGGAGCACAACAACCAUGGCGGAGGAGGACGUCAGUGUUACCUUUAAAGACCUGGGUUUGAUUGAUGAGCUGUGUGAAGCUUGUACUCGAAUGGGAUGGAAAGUCCCAACAGCCAUCCAGAAAGAAGCUAUUCCUCUGGCAUUAAAAGAUAAAGAUGUCAUAGGCCUGGCUGAAACUGGAUCAGGGAAGACAGGGGCAUUUGGACUUCCAGUACUCCAGGCCCUUAUAUCUCAACCACAGCGACUGUUUUCACUUGUUUUGACACCAACAAGAGAAUUGGCAUUCCAAAUUAAAGAGCAGUUUGAGGCACUAGGUAAGGCAGUAGGUGUAACAUGCAUGGUAAUUGUUGGAGGAAUGGACAUGACCCAGCAGGCAGUGGAGCUAGGAAAACGACCUCACAUAAUUGUUGCUACACCUGGACGUCUUUUGGAUCACCUGGAAAAGACAAAGGGAUUUAACCUCAAGGCAUUGAAAUAUUUGAUCAUGGAUGAGGCUGACCGUAUCCUAAACAUGGAUUUUGAAGAGGAAGUUGACAAGAUAUUGAAAGUACUACCUCGUGAGAGAAGAACAAUGCUCUUCUCUGCUACCAUGACCAGCAAAGUGAACAAACUACAGCGAGCACAUCUAAAAGAUCCCGUUAAAGUGGAGGUGUCAUCCAAAUACCAGACAGUGAUCAAACUGCAGCAGCACAUGCUCUUCAUUCCAUGUAAACAUAAACACAUCUACCUGACUUACAUCUUGAAUGAGAUUGGAAACCAGUCUGUUAUUGUCUUCUGUUCCACACAGCUAUCUACCUUAAAAACUGCACUUAUGCUGAGAAACCUUGGAUUUACAGCUAUCCCUCUUUAUGGUAAAAUGUCACAGAACAAGCGCUUGGGAUCACUAAAUAAGUUCAAAGCCAAAGAAAGAUCUAUUCUUCUAGCAACAGAUGUGGCCUCAAGAGGUCUGGACAUUCCUUGUGUGGACUACGUGAUUAAUUUUGAUGUCCCACUGCAGAGCAAGGAUUACAUUCAUCGAGUUGGUAGAACUGCUCGUGCUGGCAAGUCAGGUGUUGCUAUCACUUUUGUGUCACAGUAUGAAGUGGAAGUGUACCAGAGAAUAGAACAGCUCUUGGACACCAAAUUAGAUGUGUAUCCUACCGUAAAGGAAGAAGCUAUGAUUCUUGAGGAAAGAAUAGCAGAAGCAGAGAGAUUUGCCAAGCUGGAGAUGGCUCGACUUGAUGAGAAGGGUGGGAAAAGGUCCAAGAAGCGGGACUAUAUGGAUGAUGACACUGAAGAGAGCAUGGGUGUCAGGAAUCGAAUAAAGAAAAAUAAGAAGAAAUUUAAGAAAUAAAUAAUAAAUGAAUGAAAGUUUUUUGCAAUACAGGUAUAGAGAAUUUUUUGUACUGUACUAGUUUAUUUGUUAAAUUCUUUGUUGAACUUAAUCACUUUGGUGAGUUUUUAGAAGGCUUGAGUUCAAAUGCCUAAGAAUACUUUUCUUUACUGAUGUGAAUAUAAUGUAGAGAAUAUACAAAUACCCAGGUGAAUUAAAAAUUGAUUCCCCUAGUUAACAAACACAGUAAUGUCACUCAGGUAUAGGCACAUCCAUUCAGUAUGAAAAAGCAAGAUACAUAACUAACUUUUGGCAGGAGCAAAAAGCUGAUUGUUUAGUAUUUAAAGUGCUGACUUUAGGUCUGGGCAAUCAAGUGACAGUGGUAUGCCCAGUUUCUAUUUAUAGAUGUGUUGUGUUACUAUAUAAAAACCGAGUGCAGUAACAAUUUGUAUAAACACAAUAACUCAGUUGUCCUACUAUGUUCCCACAGUUUGAUAAAACAUCACUCAGUUGUGCUGUUGUAUUCUGACAGUAUAAUACCAGUAGAUUACACAAAAUAACUGCUGGGACUUUAAAGUUCAUAUUUAGUACAUAAUGUGCCUUUGUUAAAACUUUACCAUUUGAUCUUGAAUUUGGAAAUGCUGUAAUAUGUACAAGUAUACUGUAUACCUUUUUAUAUAGCACUUUGUUUUGAAAGUAAUAAAUAAUGAUAACUGUA
This is a messenger RNA of Homarus americanus (American lobster), 2068 nucleotides long. RefSeq names its product probable ATP-dependent RNA helicase DDX47 (gene pths). Gene Ontology annotation, molecular function: nucleic acid binding; RNA helicase activity; ATP binding. The transcript is spliced from 10 exons. Lineage: Eukaryota; Metazoa; Arthropoda; Malacostraca; Decapoda; Nephropidae. The coding region runs from base 55 to 1371 and encodes 438 amino acids. The record is from RefSeq and is a predicted model, not a curated record.